UUGAACCGGACUGGGUCCAGGGGGCCAGGGCCCAGUCUCCUUCCCCCACGCUGUUUUCUUUAAUCGCUCCUCCCCAGUCGCUUCUACCCCACCCUCUCCUGCCCUAAACUGUUUCCUGGGCGGGAACUGUUUGGCUUUUUCCUGCCCCAGUUAGGGUUGGGGGCGGUGACUGUCGCAGCCCUUGGCCUUCGGGGGACAUGGAGCCCAGGAGGGCGGCGCCUGGGGAGCAUGGCUGGAGGCCUCGAGUGGCCACGGGGGCUGAGACGGCCGCAGAGCUCGUGUACCAUCUAGCGGGGGCCCUGGGCACCGAGCUGCAGGAGCUGGCGCGCCGCUUCGGGCCUGAGGCGGCGGCGGGACUCGUGCCGCUGGUGGUACGGGCGCUGGAGCUCCUGGAAAAGGCUGCCGUGGGGCCCGCCCCCGACUCGGUGAGUCACUGCCCCUCCCUCUGCCACCCGCGGGGUCGCCGGGGGCCUAACCCUGAGAGCCCGGACUCCCAGCUGCAGGUGUCGGCGCAGCAGGCCGAACUGGAGCUGCGGCGGCUGCGGGAGGAGAACGAGCACCUCCGCAGAGAGCUGCGCUGCGGGCCGCAGGAGGAGCGCGCUCUGCUGCGGCAGCUCAAGGAAGUGACCGACCGACAGCGGGACGAACUCCGGGCGCACAACCGGGACCUGCAGCAGCGCAGCCAGGAGACCGAGGCGUUGCAGGAGCAGCUGCAGCGCCUCCUGCUGGUGAAUGCAGAGUUGCGGCACAAGCUGGCCGCGGUGCAAACCCAGCUGCGAGCCGCACGGGACCGCGAGAGCGAGCGGGAAGGGAUAGCGGAGUUGGCUCAGCAUCAGGCACGGAACCUGGCCGGAGGUCCUGGGUGCGCACAGAGGCAGGAGCCGGAGCAGGCGACCGCAGGACCCGGAGGCCCGGGGACCUCUGAGGACCCCGCGGAUGCCCCGCAGCAGGCACAGUGUCCCUCCAGCGCAGGGCAGUGCGGCUUCCGUCGAGAGGAGCUUGAGCAGAUCCUUCAGGAGCGGAAUGAGCUCAAAACCAACGUGUUCCUGCUGAAGGAGGAGCUGGCCUACUUCCAGCGGGAGCUGCUCACAGACCACAGGGUGCCGGGGCUUCUCCUGGAAGCCAUGAAGGUGGCUGUCAGGAAGCAGCGGAAGAAGAUCAAGGCGAAGAUGUUAGGGACCCCAGAGGAAGCAGAGAGCAGUGACGAUGAGGAUGGCUCAUGGCUCCUGCUCUCCAGCGAUAAGGAAGACCACCCCCCACCCCCUGAGUCCAGAAUACAGAGUUUGCUCAAAGUACCUCUGGGUUCUCCCCCCAGCUUUGGCCUGUGUUAUCGGGGUGAAGCAGAGGCCCUUGAAGCCAAGACCAGCAGCACAGCUCCCAGCGAGCGAGGGGGAGAAGAGGAGGCCCCACAGCAAUCCCACUUGGAGCCCAUGGGCAGCCCCUGACCGGCCCUGCUUUGCUCUCAGUGAACAUCUUUGUCUGGGGGUCUCAGGUGCCCCCGGCGCCUGACCGUGGAGUCUGACUAUGGGUGGAUGUGACCGCAAAUGAGAACAGGACUCCCUCCUGCCCAGCCCGCCCAGGCUCUUUCCCAAUCUUGGCCUGAGCCAGGGCAUGACUGGGAGUUCAGCCUACCUUCCUUCCCUAUAUCUCUGAGCUAAGCCUCUGGGGUCAGAUAAAAGUGCUUCCUCUCUGAGUCUCAGUUUCCCCAUCCAUGAAAUGGAGAGCUGACUACCUACCUCCCAGAGAUUUGCACAGAUGGCCUAAGCUAAUGUAAUAAAGGAACUGCCCAUGAUAUC
Molecule: messenger RNA, 1796 nt
Organism: Eptesicus fuscus (big brown bat)
Lineage: Eukaryota; Metazoa; Chordata; Mammalia; Chiroptera; Vespertilionidae
Gene: RILP
Product: Rab interacting lysosomal protein
Exons: 7
Coding region: 198-1445 (415 amino acids)
Biological process (GO): cilium assembly
Cellular component (GO): cytoplasm; ciliary basal body
Molecular function (GO): protein dimerization activity
Source: RefSeq, a predicted model, not a curated record